Columba livia (rock pigeon) is the source of this 2479-nucleotide messenger RNA. It is a transcript of the gene WBP2NL, whose product is annotated as WBP2 N-terminal like. Gene Ontology annotation, biological process: positive regulation of DNA-templated transcription. The transcript has 8 exons. Gene Ontology annotation, molecular function: transcription coactivator activity; chromatin DNA binding. NCBI's taxonomy places the organism in Eukaryota, Metazoa, Chordata, Aves, Columbiformes, Columbidae. Bases 61 to 954 code for a protein of 297 amino acids. The record is from RefSeq and is a predicted model, not a curated record. Gene Ontology annotation, cellular component: nucleus.
GGGGGAGGCGGGGCUCUUGGGUGACGUCACAGGGUCAGGGGCGGGGGCAGGGGUGGCAAGAUGGCGCUGAACAGGAACCACUCGUCGCAGGGCGGUGUUGUUGUCCCCAAUGCCGAGAGCAUUCUCAAAGAGUGUAAAGAUGUGGAGCUCUCCUUCAGUGACGUGACAGGCAAGCCUGAAGCCUUCAAAGGCACCAAGAAAGGGAUGUUGUAUCUCACCCCUUACAGGCUAAUCUUUGUGUCGAAGAGCAAGGAUCCUAUGCUGUCGUUCAUGAUGCCGUUUUAUCUGGUGAAAGGAUGCUCGAUCGAGCAGCCUGUUUUCUCUGCCAAUUACAUCAAGGGACAGAUUCAGGCUGAGGCAGGAGGUGGCUGGGAAGGGCAGGGGACAUUCAAACUGACUUUCAACAGUGGAGGAGCCAUUGAGUUUGGACAGCUGAUGUUCAAAGCUGCCUCUAGUGCUUCCAGUGGCGUUCCUCUCCAGACCCCUGGCUAUGGCUAUGGCUAUACACCUGUGCCCGGAGGGUACGUACCUCCCCAACCUGCUCCAGGGGGGUACUCACCUGUGCCAGGGGGCUAUGCUGCUCCCCCACCACCAAAUGGACCAUAUCCUUACGCACCACCUCCGAUAAACGCCUAUGGACCUGCUCCACAGCCCAUGGGAUAUCCAUACGCCCAGACUCCAGGUAUUUACCCACCCCUGCCAAACAUGAACCCCAUGUAUAUGCCAGCUCCUCCCCCCUACUCUGGGCCAUCUCCCACAGGACCCUCAGCUCCCGCAGGACCCUCAGCUCCCCCAGGCCCUCCAGCCUCGGUGGGCCCGGAGAUGCCAGGGGGUAGUAAGGCCAUGGAAGCCACUUCCACCGCAUAUUACAACCCUGCCAACCCACACAAUGUGUAUAUGCCCAUGGAUCAGCCACCUCCUUAUACACCUCCGGAGGAUAAGAAGAACAACUAAAAGAAGGAAAUUGCAACCAGCCUCCCACACUCUCUCCCUGAAGACAACAUGGCUGUUACCUCCCUUUGGGUUAGCAUAUCUCUAGGUCUCUUUCUAUAUAUACGAUAUAUGCAGUGCUGGGCAGGGUAGCACCUGCCCUCCUUAAGCGUAAAGUCUUUGGCAAUACAAGGCGGAACAACAGCACUUUCCUGCUUAUUUGCUUUAUCUCAUGGGGUCAAAGCACUAACCUUUUGCUCUGCCAUUGACUUAAGGAGAGAGAUGAACUUCCUAAACCACCAGUAGAUCACAUCACUAAUCUGGGACUAAAAUAUGAAGGCUCCGGGAUCUUGGAGUAAAACUACUUGGAAUGCCAAACUUUUGACUUCUUCUGAAACACUAUCCAAGAGGAAGGGUACAGAAAACCCUGACAUUCCUUGCACAGAUCCUUGGGUGCCCCAUAAAGGUGUUAAAUUUCCUUAAAUUCAGACUGAGGUGGGCCUCUGGAAAUCCUGCAUUGUGCUGGAAGUGUGUGUUUCAUGUCCAGGACUGACAGUUGUGGUGCGACAAACUGGAGAAGUGCAUCCUGAGAGACACCGAAGCAUUUGGCUGUGCAGGAGAGAAGGGUAUGGGCCCCAGCCAGGCUGCCUUUGCAGACAUCGAAUAGAGAAGCAAACAAAGCUGUGCGGCGGGGCGGUGAGCUGAUACCAGCAGGCAUGUGAAUUCAUCUCGCUUUCCCCCUCCUAGAAGCAGGUCCCAGAUCCGCGCAGUGAUCCUGUAUCAAGCAGCCAUUCUUCAAGUGUAACGAAGUCAAGUGCCGUGCAGGAGGCUGCUUGCCUUGGAGCAAAAUGUGUUACAUGAGGAUGAUGACCUGGCACUGGUCUUGUCAGGAGAUGGGUCCCGCAGCCCUGGCUUCCUCUGCUGAGCUAGCUUGUGCUACCUGCCAGCUCCGUGGGAAAACUGGACGUCAUCUCCUCCUUGGGCAGCCACAGCCAGGUUGUGUGUGCCCAUGUCUGAGCAAUGUGGGCAGGUGGGUGCUGUAACACCGGUGUUGGGUUGCUGAGGGGUACAGUGCCCUCUGUCAGCUGGGAACACUGGUGCGGAUGUUAGUAGUGCUCAGCUGUCAUGCAGACACUGUGGCUGCUCAGCCACAACCUUUCCUUCUUCCUUAGGACAUAGUGCUAUUAAACCUGCUCUGAGGAGAGUCUCUCUAGUCUGGUGGAGACUGUUGUGAUCCUUUGCAUAUGGAGUGAUUGUACUUCUUCCUACAGCCUUCCUGCCUUCACAGUGAAGGGCAAGGAGUGCUGUUUUCCCUCUUGCUUCCCUGUGUGCCAGGGCUCUUCUGAAAGUCAGGCUUGCACGACUUCCAGGUGUGAGUUCCUAAAGCAGCCCUGCUUGGGGGGGGAGAGGGAAGUAAAUUUCAUUAUCUAUAAACACCUUUAAAGUCUGUUGGAGAUAUUCUAAUAACUCUGUAUAUAUAAAAAAAAUCAACCAUGAAUGUUUGUAACUUUUGAAUUGCACUUUAAUACAGGAGUGUUAAUACCUUUAA